Molecule: messenger RNA, 1424 nt
Organism: Triticum dicoccoides
Lineage: Eukaryota; Viridiplantae; Streptophyta; Magnoliopsida; Poales; Poaceae
Exons: 6
Coding region: 16-1188 (390 amino acids)
Biological process (GO): vesicle-mediated transport
Cellular component (GO): membrane
Source: RefSeq, a predicted model, not a curated record
UACGAUGCUGACAUCAUGCUUUCUUGUGUAGCAUACUGUGUGGUUGCCGUUGAAUCAGUGGGGCAACAGAUACCAAUUGCUUUCUUGGUUCGGGUUAAGGAUGAUUUCAGCAAGAGAUAUGCUGGUGGGAAAGCUGCUACUGCUGCACCAAGCAGCCUCAACAGAGAGUUUAGAUCAAAACUCAAAGAGCACAUGCAGUACUGUGUGGACCACCCUGAAGAGAUAAACAAGCUUGCUAAAGUGCAAGCACAAGUUUCAGAAGUGAAAAAUUUGAUGAUGGAAAACACUGAGAAGGUUUUUGAUCGUGGGGAGAAGAUUGAGCUGCUUGUUGACAAGACAGAGAAUCUCCGCUCACAGGUUCUUUCUGCUUCUUUAACAAAUGCAGCCAAGGAACUUGAAGCUGAAAUCAAUGAAGGUGGAAAUGCACCUAAUCAAGAUGCAGCAGUACCUUGGAUUGGCUUGCGUAAGAGGUUUCUAGCUCCUGUCCGUAAACAGGGCGCAAGAAGGACUUGUGUGUUCGAAGCCUCGAUGGUCACUACGGAGACACAUUACAAAGUCAACUAUAAUGCCAAGAGUCCUCCAGAAGAGUUUAAUUAUUGUCUCUCGUUGUCGGAUUUUAAGGUGUACACCUCUCACACUGGGAAAGUGUUAGGCGCAAAUGGUUCAGGAGGAAGCCUGGAGAAUUGCAUGGAAGUUUUGAAGGAAGUGGGUGUUCGUGGUGUCGACAUGGCUAGUGAGAAAAAGUCUGAAGAACGUUUCAAGAUUCAUGCUUAUAGAAAAUUCCGUCGCAAAGAUAUUCACGAAGUCAUGCUGCUACUGGAUCAGGGGAAAGCUCUUGCAGCGAGCUUCCCAAUAUCAGAUAACUGGAAAUCCAUGAAUGGAGUUGGUGUAUAUGAGUUUCAGGAAGAAAGGGCACUACCGCAUCUGCAUCGCAAGGGCAAGUUUAGAGGCCAUUCUGUUAUGAUUGUUGGUUAUUUUCCUGAUAGUUUGGAAGAAGACUUGGCUGCUUUGAAGAGCAAAGAUGACAUUGAAGAGCAAGCUCAACUACUUCUAAAACUAGCAGAAGUUGUGCUAGCUUUUCAGAAUAGUUACGGAGAACUGUGGGGAGAAUUAGGUGGUUUUGGUAGUAUCAAAGCCAAAUCUAUUGGCUGCUACUAUCUACCUAUCGUAUGUGUUGGUGCUGCUUAGGACUAGGUAGUUUUGUUUCCGCAGUAUGUUGUAGUGUAAUGAAGUUGCUAUUCCCUAAUUGCCUUAAUAUGUAGGCCCUAUGCUCAAGUUUUGGGUUGAUGGAAGAAUGUGCCUGGUAUAUGAUGUGUUUGUUUUGUUUUGUUUUUGCUUUUUCUUUUUUAUUUGAUUGAGGAGUUUGGAAUUACUAAGAUUUACACUCCUGUUGUCUAUACAAUUUUAUAGCAUGAUUAUUAUUA